AUGUUUGAAGAAUUCGAUACUGUCAAGGAGAAGAUAGAUGUAUUUACAAACACUGUUAAUAAGAAUCUAUUAAAUAAAUUAAAUUUAACAAGAAAAACAUACACAGACUAUAAAACAAAAAUUGAAUCGUUAACACGGGAGGAAAAUGACUUAACCAAAGAAUUAUCACAAUUGAAAAUUUAUAAUGACCAAUUAAAUAAAGAAUACGCACAACUCCAAAGAAAUAAUAAAGAAAUCAAAAGUAAGAUUGAUGAAUAUGAAUCACAAUGGAAGACAUUGCAGGUACAGGAACAAUUGUUACAAAAAGACUUACAAAGAGCAGAAACUCUGUUAAGUAAAGAGAAACAAAGGCAGUUGAAAUUAAAGGAGAAAGUAAUAAAGAGGAAAGAGAUGAAAAUAAAGAAGGUUUCAAUAUAUGAAAAUUUACUUGGAUUGAAAAUUGAAAGUAAUAAAUGGAAAGAUGCAAACAGUGAUAGAAAUCAGGACCGAGGCACUCCACCUCAAGUAAUAUUUACAUUUAAUAAAUUUGAUGAAACCGACUUAAAUAGAGAAUGUAAAAUUAUUCUAGAAACAUCACUAAACGAGAAUGAGGAACCAUUUAAGAUUGUAGAUAGUAUACCAAAGUUAAGAAAUAUAGAAGAUCAUACACUGCUUCUUGAUACAUUAAAACAACCCGACGGAUUACGCAAUUUUAUUAUUCAAAGUAGAAAGUUACUGAUUGAAGCAUUGAAAAAUGAAAAAUCUGACCAACAAUCAGAAAGUGAAAUAUAG
Molecule: messenger RNA, 771 nt
Organism: Arxiozyma heterogenica
Lineage: Eukaryota; Fungi; Ascomycota; Saccharomycetes; Saccharomycetales; Saccharomycetaceae
Exons: 1
Coding region: 1-771 (256 amino acids)
Biological process (GO): chromosome segregation
Cellular component (GO): Ndc80 complex
Source: RefSeq, a predicted model, not a curated record